Messenger RNA from Candida dubliniensis CD36, 1182 nucleotides. Its product is annotated as GTPase. The record is from RefSeq and is a predicted model, not a curated record. The transcript has a single exon. The coding region runs from base 1 to 1182 and encodes 393 amino acids. Lineage: Eukaryota; Fungi; Ascomycota; Pichiomycetes; Serinales; Debaryomycetaceae. Gene Ontology annotation, molecular function: GTPase activity.
AUGUCUACUUCAACACCACCGCCUACGAUUAUAUGUAUUGGAAUGGCUGGAAGUGGUAAAACCACUUUUGUUCAAAGAUUAAAUUCUCAUUUACAUUCUAAGAAAACCCCACCAUAUUUGAUAAAUUUGGAUCCAGCAGUAUUGAAAAUUCCAUUUGGAGCAAAUAUAGAUAUUAGAGAUUCAGUUAAAUAUAAAAAAGUCAUGGAAGAAUAUAAUUUAGGACCUAAUGGAGCUAUUGUAACAUCAUUAAAUUUAUUUUCCACAAAAAUUGAUCAAGUUAUUAAAUUGAUUGAAAAAAAGCAAGAUAAAAUAAAUAAUGUUGUUAUUGAUACUCCAGGACAAAUUGAAUGUUUUAUAUGGAGUGCUAGUGGUUCAAUAAUAACUGAAUCAUUUGCUAGUGAAUUUCCUACGGUGAUUGCUUAUAUUGUUGAUACACCAAGAAAUACUAGUCCUACAACUUUUAUGUCAAAUAUGUUAUAUGCUUGUUCUAUAUUAUAUAAAACUAAAUUACCCAUGAUUGUGGUUUUUAAUAAAACUGAUGUUACUAAUGAUGAAUUUGCUAAAGAAUGGAUGACUGAUUUUGAAAGUUUCCAAAUGGCUAUACAAAAGGAUCAAGAAUUAAAUAAUGAACAAGGUAGUGGAUAUAUGAGUUCAUUAAUUAAUUCAAUGUCAUUAAUGUUGGAAGAAUUUUAUUCAAAUUUAGAUGUUGUUGGAGUGAGUUCUUAUACUGGUCAAGGAUUUGAUAAAUUCAUGGAAGCAGUUGAUAAUAAAGUCGAUGAAUAUAAUGAAUUUUAUAAAGCUGAAAGAGAAAGAAUAUUGAAACAAAAGGAAGAAGAUGAAAAAAAGAGACAAACCAAAUCUUUGAAUAAAUUAAUGAAAGAUAUGAAAAUGAAAGAUACCACUACCAACAAAAGUGAUGAAAGUAAAAAAGAUAGUGACGUUUUAUCUGAUUAUGAAGAGGAUGAUAAUAUUGAAGAUGACGAAAAUCAAGGUGAAGUUUUACGAGAUGAAGAUGAACCUGAAAGAGAAUAUACAUUUCCUGAAGAUCGUCAAUCAGAAGUCAAUUCUAGAACCGAUGUUGAUUUACAAGCUCGUUAUCAACAAGCAUUUGAAUCAACAGCAAAACCUGCAUCAUCCAAAACUGCAGAAAAUAUUGCCAAUUAUAUCAAUAGAACUCAAUAA